Molecule: messenger RNA, 2247 nt
Organism: Rhipicephalus sanguineus (brown dog tick)
Lineage: Eukaryota; Metazoa; Arthropoda; Arachnida; Ixodida; Ixodidae
Exons: 4
Coding region: 1-1653 (550 amino acids)
Cellular component (GO): extracellular region
Molecular function (GO): chitin binding
Source: RefSeq, a predicted model, not a curated record
AUGAAAGCAAGGGACAAAAUCAGGGAGGCUGGGUUCGAGGUACAGCUGGCGUCGACUACCCGAUACAAGGAAAUUCCCCGCACAAGUUUUCGCUGCAGUCAGCAGCCGUACGAAGGCAUGUAUGCUGACUUGGAGGCACAGUGUCAGGUUUACCACGUGUGCCACAACGGCCGAAAGGAGAGCUUCCUGUGUGGACCAGGAACAAUCUUCAACCAGCAGAUCCGUGCCUGUGACUACUGGUACAGCUUCGAGUGUGACGAAGCGCCCAAUUGGUACUACCUGAACGCCGAAGUGAAUGUUGAGAGCCCACAGCCGCUGCAGCCUCUGCCCGGAAGUGGCGGAGGCGCUGCUGGCGGUGGAGGUGGUGCAGGCGGUGGAGGUCGCCCUGGGCCAGCUUACCUUCCCGGUGGAACGGGCGGGGGCAGCAGGAGGAGGAGGAGGCGCCCCCGGCGCGGGUCGCUAUCCUGGCUCGGGAGGCGCGGGUGGUUACCCAGGAGGUUCCGGCUCUCCAGGAUCAGGCGGUUACCCCGGUGGCCCUCGUGGACCUGGUUCUGGAGGAGCUCCUGGUGCUGGAGGCUACCCCGGUGGUACCGGUGGUUACCCAGGAGGAGGGUUCCGGCCGACCCGGUGCUGGGGGUUACCCAGGCUCUGGAGCUGGAGGACCUGGCGCUGGCAGUUACCCUGGAUCUGGAAGCGGUAGGCCUGGUGCCGGUGGCUACCCUACUGGAGGAGGAUACGGCUCUGGGCCAAGACCAGGCUCUGGUGGACAAGGCGGAAAGCCGGCUGGCGGACUUCGUGGUCCUUCUGGAUCAGGCGGUUACGGCGGCCCUGGUGGGCCGGGAGGCCCGGGGUCCUGGAGGUCCUGGUGGUUACGGUGGUCCCAGUGGCCCAGUGGUCCUGGAGGCCCUGGAGGAUCUGGUGGUUACGGUGGUCCCAGUGGUCCCGGUGGCCCCGGGGGUUCCGGUGGUUACGGUGGUCCGACUGGUGCCGGUGGUCCCAGAGGUCCUGGUGGUUACGGUGGCCCGAGUGGUCCUGGAGGUCCUGGCGGGUACGGCGGUCCCAGUGGCCCCGGAGGUCCUGGUGGUCCGAAAGGACCAAGUGGUCCCAAGGGACCAGGUGGGCUUGGAGGACCCGGGGGUGCUGGUGGUCCUGGAGGCCCCGGCGGUUAUGGAGGCUAUGGAGGAUCCGGAGGAGGAGCUGGAGCUGCACCUGGUGGCCCUGGCCCAUACCUGGCGGGUAGUGGUCCUGGUUCGGGGUCUUAUCCAGGUGCUGGUGCCGCGGCUCCCCAAGGCGGUUCACGGCCUUCUGCUGGUGGAUAUGGUGUCGUUCCAACUGGGCCUCGCCCGGCGCCUGCGACGUAUCCAGGUUUCAUCAGGGGCCGAUGCUUAUCCGGGUGCAGGCGCUGGUCCCGGUGCAUCAGGAGCUGGUGCACAACCCGGAGGAGGUGGAGCAUGGCAGGGGCCUGAGUACCCAAGCCCCACUGCUGGCGGCGCUGGAGGCGGCGGCUACUACACAUCCGACAGCGGGGCGUACUCGGACGGUUCCGGAUACCCGGACAGGACGCGUCCGGCCAGUUGCCAGGUGGCACUCCUCAAAGGCCUCGCGGAGGAGGUCGGGGUCGAAGGCCACAGGGCGGUUAUGGGUCACCUAUGAUGAUGGGUGGUGCCGGCGGUGACUGAGGCCGUCAGCAUGGACAAAUGACAGUGUUCACUUUGGCGGCCGCUGUUGCGAAAGUACUUCCUAGACACCGAUACCACCGAACACUCUGUCGUUACGCCUGCGACAUAGAAUGAAAACACGACGUGAAACAGUAUUUUUUGCUGUCAUGCAACUCGAAAUGUCUAAACGGAAGCGAUAUAAUGCUCUGCUAAGUUACAUUUAUGAACUAGGCUUUUACGAAUUAGGCUUAAGCCACUGAAAACAGUUUUAUGCGCAGCACAGCCGUGUUUGUUGUUUUCUUUCGAUAUACUAAGUCCAUUAGAAGGAAAGACUAACGCGCCUUCCACUCCAGCUUCGGCGUCGUAUAAAGACAGUCGCAUAUCGAUACAAAGUGUUCUCGUUCUUGCAGUCGAUAUGAAUUGUUGUUAAUUUUUUUUGUUAACAUGUUUUCUUCACGACACUUGUUCAUUGUGGUUACCAUAUAUACCAUUUUCUCUCUCAUUGAUCGACUUUAGCAAAGACGCCUCACGCUGAAGGAACGAAGCAUGCUGCCGAGGGCGGUAGCUUUUUUGCUCUUGCUUAGAAUUC